This is a messenger RNA of Salvia splendens (bonfire salvia), 501 nucleotides long. RefSeq lists its product as uncharacterized. Gene Ontology annotation, molecular function: nucleic acid binding; RNA-DNA hybrid ribonuclease activity. The transcript has a single exon. The coding region runs from base 1 to 501 and encodes 166 amino acids. The record is from RefSeq and is a predicted model, not a curated record. NCBI's taxonomy places the organism in Eukaryota, Viridiplantae, Streptophyta, Magnoliopsida, Lamiales, Lamiaceae.
AUGGCGAUCAAGUGGCAACCCCCGGAUGGUGCGUUUUCACACACCCUUGGUAAAGCCGGAGGGGGAGGAAUUGUCCGUGACUUAGCGGGAAAGAUGUUAGUCGCCUUCGCUACACCACUCCAAGCACAUUCGGCCCUUGAGGCCGAGCUCAAGGCUAUUCACCACGGCCUAAUCUUGGCAAAGGAGUUCAACCAUCCAAUAUGGCUCGAGGUGGAUUGCGAACAAGCGCUCAACCUUCUAAAUGGUGUAAGUUGGGGGCCGCCUCAAGUUAGACACGAUGUAGCUCGACUAAUCGUCCUCAAACGCCAAAUAACCUUACGCGCAUCCUUUAUCCAUCGGGAAGGUAACAAUGUGGUUGAUUCCCUCGCAAAAAUGGGCACCGAAAAAACAGAUUACCAACGCAUGACAGCUAGCUCAGCCCCUCGGCUAGUGAGGGCCAUGGUACGCAUGGAGGAGAUGGGAAUGCCUAAUAUCCGAAUCCGUGGAGAAGACCCGACCUAG